Molecule: messenger RNA, 1074 nt
Organism: Nannizzia gypsea CBS 118893
Lineage: Eukaryota; Fungi; Ascomycota; Eurotiomycetes; Onygenales; Arthrodermataceae
Product: ADP-ribosylglycohydrolase
Exons: 1
Coding region: 1-1074 (357 amino acids)
Source: RefSeq, a predicted model, not a curated record
AUGGCUUCUAAUCCCACUCGCCUACAACGGUCUAUCGGUGGGCUUCUCGGCGCCCACGCGGGCGACUCCCUAGGCGCUACCUUUGAGUUCCAGAGCUAUGCCGAAAUCAAAAAGUCAUAUCCUACCGGCCUGCGUGAAAUAGUCGGUGGUGGUAUUUUCCAGUUUCCGGUCGGAGCUGCAACCGACGACACCGAUAUGACGCGCGGUGUCCUCCUUGCUUAUUACCACCACCUUAUACCUAAGGAGUCUAGGCAGCAGCAACUACUAGACGACGACUCUCAGUCAGGUAGCGCCGUUAUAGACAGCCAUGAUGUGGUUAAGCUGGCUGCGCAGUAUUUCUUGAACUGGCUGAACGGCGACUGGCCAGGUCGGCAGAAGGGCGGGCGACCAGUCGAUAUUGGCGGCGCGACACUGGCGGGCCUGCUAAAACUCAACGGAAUAGAAAAUCUGGAUCAGGCCGGGGCCGGGAUCGGGCAAGCGGGCAAUGGGAGCCUCAUGAGAUGUAUCCCUACAGGGAUUUUCCAGGCAUGCCGAGCAGAAAUGAUGGAGCAGUCGAUGAGGAUAUCAGCAAUCACACAUAAUGAUGCAAGGUGUACAAUCUCAUGUGCGGCAUAUAACACGAUAGUGUAUGCCUUGCUACGGGAGAAGUCACCAAGAGAGGCUAUAGAUGAAGCUCUCCAGGCUGCGAAAAGUCUAGAGGAGAGCUGUGAUCAAGAUACUGGCCGUGCGGUAGAGAAGGCGAUCCGUCUAGGUCUAACGUUAAGCACGGCGGAUAUGGCUACGAAUGGGCCCAAGGAGUUGCAAGGCAAAGCAAAAGGUUAUGUGCUUGAGUCUCUCUCAAUUGCAGUGGCUGCCUUAAUAGAUACACGUCCACUAGAGGAUAUUUUAGUGGAUGUUGUUCGGAUUGGAGGUGACACGGACACAAAUGCUGCUAUUGCCGGAGGCCUUCUCGGAGUCCGUGAUGGUGUUGAUGCUAUCCCCUUAAGAUGGCGCGAGACGCUUCAGUUUCACCAAGAGUUUGAAAGGAUUGGAAGUCUCUUAGUAGAGGCUACUAAAAAUAGUUACUGUGAAUAA